This is a messenger RNA of Sesamum indicum (sesame), 1685 nucleotides long. RefSeq names its product U-box domain-containing protein 21. NCBI's taxonomy places the organism in Eukaryota, Viridiplantae, Streptophyta, Magnoliopsida, Lamiales, Pedaliaceae. Gene Ontology annotation, biological process: protein ubiquitination. The record is from RefSeq and is a predicted model, not a curated record. Gene Ontology annotation, molecular function: ubiquitin protein ligase activity.
AUUCCCACGAUUUUGAACCUUUCCUAAUUCCGAGUUUCUCUUUUCCCCUAAUUCCCACAUUGAACGUGUCUUUGACCCCUACAAGUCCAUUUCCCAUAUAUAAUAUGAUCACAAACUAGAAGCCACAAUUAUUUAAGUUCUAUUAGCAACAAAAAUAACCCCAUCAUCAAAUUUUCUCCCCUUAGUUGAUCAAGAAUCUUACCUUUUUUGUUAGGUUUUUGAUUUUCUUUUACAUUAUUAUGACGUUCUUAUGGCGGAGACGGGGCGGCCGUGGUGGAGGAGCCGCCCGAAAAAAAGGGGCGCCGGAAGGGAUCAAGCCAGGUAUGGAACUCACGGUUCCUACUCAUUUUAGAUGCCCCAUUUCCCUCGAUUUAAUGAAGGACCCUGUGUCGUUGUCCACCGGGAUAACGUAUGAUCGUGAGAGCAUCGAGAAGUGGAUGGACAUGGGGAACUUUACGUGCCCCGUGACCAAUCAAGUCUUGAGAAAUUUUGAUCAAAUCCCAAAUCAUGCCCUGAGGAAGAUGAUCCAAGAUUGGUGCGUCGAGCAUAAGUCCUACGGAGUUGAGAGGAUCCCAACCCCUCGAGUUCCUAUAACUCCGUAUGAGGUUUCUGAGGUUUGUGCAAGAAUGUCGGCUGCAGCUAAAGAUGGAGACGAGAAAAAGUGCCAAGAAUUGGUUGUUAAGAUCAUGACUUCGGCUAAGGAAAGUGAACGUAAUAAGCGUUGCAUCAUUGGCAACGGUAUUGGGUCAGCAUUGGCGGAUAUGUUCGAGAUGUUCUCUCAUUUUUCAGUAGAAAAACACGUGAAUUUGCUCAAGGAGACCUUGUCCGCAUUGACAUGGAGUUUUCCGCUAGGCGAAGAAGGCGUCUCCAAGUUGAAAUCUGCAAUUUCCCUGCGUUGCAUGACCUCGUUCUUGAAGGACGAAGACCUAUCAUCAAGGCAAAACGUAAUUUUCGUGUUGAAAGAGCUGAUUCUUGAGGAUCAAGGUUGUGUGGAUGGACUAGUGGAGAUUGACGGCAUUGAAGAGACAUUGCUUAGGAUUGUGAAAGUACCAAUUUGCCCUAAAGCCACACAAGCAUGUCUAGUGGUGAUUCACAACAUGAUGUUAUUACAAGAGAAGAGUCCCAUGAUCACGUUGAGGUUUGUCCAACUGGGGUUAAUCCCUUUGAUUCUUGACAUCCUUGUUGAUGGUAAUAAAAGCAUGUGUGAGAAGGCCUUAGGAGUGUUGGAUAUUGUUUGCAACUUGGAAGAAGGAAGGGAUAGCGCGUACACCAACGCGUUAACCAUCCCAUUACUCGUAAAGAAGAUUCUGCGUGUGUCAGAUACGGCGACAGCAUUCUCUAUCUCAACCCUUUGGAAGCUAAGCUUAGGAGAAAUUAGUGAAAAUGCAUUGGUGGAGGCUGUGGAGCUUGGGGCUUUCCAGAAGCUACUGGUGGUGCUACAAGUUGGCUGUGGUGAAAGAACAUUAAAGGAGAAGGUGACUGAAUUGUUAAAAAUGAUGAAUUUGUAUAGAGACAAGCUGGAUUGCUUUGAUUCAUCUCUGGGUUUCAAGCAUCUCAAAAGAUCUUAUUGAUAUUAUGAUUUGUUAGGACAAUUAUUACUAUUCUUUGUUCCCUUUAGAGGGGAAUUGUGUAAAGAAAUCAAUACUUAGAGAUUAUCAAUUUUGUCCAAUUUGUUUUUUCUUUUA